This is a messenger RNA of Amoebophrya sp. A120, 2476 nucleotides long. The record is from the annotation of a GenBank genome assembly. NCBI's taxonomy places the organism in Eukaryota, Dinophyceae, Syndiniales, Amoebophryaceae.
GUUAUAAAGAUAAACGGUGGAGUGAAAUUGUUUUCGUUAACGAUUAAGCCCAAUUCAGUACUAUCAUGUUGGAGUUCAUCAAGCCAGCCGGGUGCUUCGGGUCGUCAUCUCCCCUAGUGGAGAGCACUUCGUCCGACGACCAGCAGGCGAGCAAAACUUCUCCUGGAAUCAACACUUCGAGUCGUGCAAACGAGCAUUACAAGGUGUAUUCCCUCCCGCCGAUCGACGCGGAGAAGGGUUUGUCCGCGUAUGUCGGCAUCUGCAACUGGUACAAGGCAGAAGAUCUACAGCCGAUUUUCUCCACGACCGGCGCUGGUGCUGAUGGAAAUUAUGCUAGUGGUGAUAGUACAACUCCCUUGAUCAGUGCCGUCAAGCAGGCGACGAAGGAUCUGAUAACGCGCUACCCCACGUUGGCAGGCCGGAUACGGAAGAAGCGAGUUAAUUCAUCUUCAUCUGCUCCAGCUGCGGGUCAAUCUCAAUCGCAAUCCUCAAAAACCUUUUUUCCAAGUCUCAGCACCUAUUUGAAGCAGAACGUUCUGAAAACGGAAAAUUUGGAAUUGGUUCUAGACGAGAAGACCGCGUCCGUGGGAUUUCUCGCGUUUCUACAGAUCGACAAAGCGGUGAUCAAUGAGGAAACUUUGAAGGACUGCUUGAGCACAAACACCGGCAUCACGCGCGACGCUUUCCUGAAAGCGACGGCGACGAAGCGAGAUCCAGGCGGGUUUUUUCCCUACAUGAGCAACGACGUUGUGGAUCGAGAGGACAUUCCGCUGGUUUACGUCGUUGUGGGCAAAACCGAAGACAGAAAGUUUUUUGGAAUUACCUUGCUGGUACGAUAAAAAAAUCUACCUUCACUGCUUCUGCUGUUCGUGCCGAGAAGCUCUUUGUCAUUGUAAUUCCGGUGGCGCAGCCUUCCAGCAUUAGAGAUCUUGUUAUUUCUGUUUGAAAUUAUCAUGCAGUACUUUCACGAGCAGGACAUGAUGCAAACGGAAACGCGCAUGAUCUUAGGCAACACCAUACUGCUCAUCAAAUGAAUAUGUAACACUGUUUCAUAAUGACCCCCCUAGGUCAACCACUACAUUUGCGACGGCAGUAGCUAUUUCCGCCUGUUAAAAGAGUUCGACGAGCUGCUCUGGACGACCACAAGCAGGAGCCAAACCGCAGCAAAAAGUGCCACGCCGGCUACAAGCACUGUCCCCCGACUCCACUUCUUCAGCUGCCAUCCGGUGGGGAAUCUUUUGCUGGACAAGUGCAUAGCAUCGGAAGACCACGACGGCGAAACAGCAACUCCAACGAAAGACAAGCCUGGCUCUUUACGUUCUUCUUCUUGCAGCCUGGCCCCGAAACUCCCGGCCGGCUUGGAUUUUCUGUGCGAUUUUGCGUUGGCGCAGGUCCGCGACCCGGAGGACUACCGGUGUGUGCUGAUCAAGCUGGACGACCAAGAUUUGGCGAAAUUCAAAAAGCUCGCGGAGGCGUCGAAAAGCGAUCCGAAGACGAUUAUCUCCACCAACGAUGCCUUGUUCGCGCUCUCGUUGGAGGAGGACACGAACCCGGCGGAAACGGUCGCGAUCGCGUUCCCCAUGGACCAACGAGGCGUCUACCCCGAACUGUCCGACAUGCUCGGGAACGCGACGCGCACGGUACGAAAAAAUCUGAGGAAGGGCGACUUGAAAACCGUCGAAUCGAUCCGGGCCGCGGUGAAAAACCGCCCCAGUGACCCGUUGUACGUGUUUCAAGAUUUGCUGAAGCCGCUGCUUUUCACCGCCGGUGCGGGGUUACUGCAGAAAAUUUCCCGGCUGCUCAUGUGCGGCAAGGCGAACAACGGAGAGAGGUCUGCCUCCCCGACUCCGACGGGACGUAGUACCUCCUCGUCCACCUCCUCAUCUUGCUGCAAAUUGCCAGUCACUCUGCAGCAUGUUUCCUGGGUGAAAGUGCAGUAUUUCCCGAAGAAUUGCCUGUGUCAAAAGCCCAUCCAGCUAGACAACGACCCGAGGCUGGUGCUCAGGAAGGUGCACCACCACGGAUCCUUGUUCACCCAGUUUCAGCAGAAAAAAUUAUCCGGAGAGAAAACAAGCGCAGAAAACUUGUACACGCUACGGUUCUGCCACAGGAAGGAAGUGGUAGACAAAUUGCUGCGGAAGCUGGAAAAGAUCAAGGACGUUCGUGGUGGUAGUGGUGGUGAGAAAAAUGAGUGGUAUGUCGAUAUCAACUGAAGAUCUUAUUGUGCAGGAACAGUAUGAGAAGCAGCUCUAGUAUAUUUUGCGUUUCGAUGGUUGUGUAUAUGAAUUGAUGUCUUCUUCAUGUUCAUAGUCGCAAUGGAUGAUCUUCUACAACAUGAUCACGCAGAAGUUUUCACGCUCACUGCAAGGGUACAACAGCUACUAUCGGGUGAGUAUGAGCUUCUUGCACGAUCGAACAUAAGAAUAGUUUGCAGAAACAAACUGCAGAUCAUUGAAAGUUCAAGCGACAACAAGCA